Microtus ochrogaster (prairie vole) is the source of this 2795-nucleotide messenger RNA. It is a transcript of the gene Gpx2, whose product is annotated as glutathione peroxidase 2. Gene Ontology annotation, biological process: response to oxidative stress. NCBI's taxonomy places the organism in Eukaryota, Metazoa, Chordata, Mammalia, Rodentia, Cricetidae. The record is from RefSeq and is a predicted model, not a curated record. Gene Ontology annotation, molecular function: glutathione peroxidase activity.
UCAGUCAAGUGUUUCUUAAAAUCUCCUUAUUUAGUUGGCCAAUGCUCGAAUAAUGGGGGUGGCUUGGACAAUGGUCUUUUCAGCUGCUGGAGUGAGUCCCAGUGACAGCCCUCAGCAGGCAAAGACAUCCCACCCCACACCAGUGACGGACUUUGAAGACAUCCUUGGUAACCACAGCUGCUUCACCUUCCUGUUUAUUUCGUCUUGUGAAGAAAUGGUCACAUAUUCACAGAAGGCUUUUGGAAAUCUCAGAGACUGAGCCGGUGCCUGAGAGGGAGAUAGGUACCAUUCAUCUACCUAGAAUUUACCAUCUGUUCUGAGACUCCUCCUGAUCACUAUGCCGGCAGCGACCCCAUCCUCAUGGCUGCUGGAGGGGUGUGGAAUGGAGGUGGAGAUUGUAAUGUAGGGCACAGAAGAGUGCGGGAACAAAGACCUCAGUGUUCUCCAGGGCAAGAAACAUCGCUCACAGAAAGGCUUUCUUAGACAAACACAACUUCAUCCCUUCUGCCUGAUGCAAAUAGAGGCACUAAAAGUCGUUGCUUCUAGGAAACGACGCUUUCCUCCUAAGGGUCCUGUGACUCUUCUUUAGAAAGCAUAGAAACAUAAGGAUAGUAUAUACAUCUUUCACCCAUUCAGACCCAAGAACAUCUGACCUCUCUCACACUUCAGAGACUGGCACUCAAUAAAUGUGUUUUCAAAAUGUCUAUGCCAGGCAAAACCACUGUGCUGGGGCAAGCAGGAGUCAAUCUUGCACGCUCCCUCCCUUUUUUUCCUCCCCAUUUGACCUUUAAGGCUCCAAUUUCCAGCAAAGAGUGAAUUAUUCACAUCCUCUCAUAGAUAUCAAAUUGGCUCUUUCCAGGUGCCAGUAGGGUGGGACAGAAGGUGGCUUUGUCAGAGACUGUAAACAGGCAGAGCCCCAGCCUUGUUCAAACAGAAUGCAGGUGGGUGCCUGUUUUCACUAACUCAUCCUAGACAUGCCCAACAGCACCUGGUGAAAUCCUGUCUGCCCUUCCUGGCUCCUCCCUCCUCCCCACCCAGCCACCAGACUUAAGUGGGCUCACACGACUGGGCAGGGCUCACUGCACUUCGCCAUGGCUUACAUCGCCAAGUCUUUCUAUGAUCUCGGUGCCAUCAGCCUGGAUGGGGAGAAGAUAGAUUUUAACACGUUCCGAGGCAGGGCGGUGCUGAUUGAGAAUGUCGCGUCACUCUGAGGAACAACCACCCGAGACUUCAACCAGCUCAACGAACUGCAGUGUCGCUUUCCCAGGCGCCUGGUGGUUCUCGGCUUCCCCUGCAACCAAUUCGGACAUCAGGAGAACUGUCAGAAUGAGGAGAUCCUGAACAGCCUCAAGUAUGUCCGCCCCGGGGGUGGGUACCAGCCCACCUUCAGGCUUACCCAAAAGUGUGAGGUCAACGGGCAGAACGAGCAUCCAGUCUUCGCCUACCUGAAAGACAAGCUGCCCUACCCUUAUGAUGACCCAUUCUCCCUCAUGACCGAUCCCAAGCUCAUCAUGUGGAGUCCGGUGCGCCGCUCAGAUGUGGCCUGGAACUUUGAGAAGUUCCUCAUAGGUCCAGAAGGGGAGCCGUUCCGUCGCUACAGCCGCACCUUCCAAACCAUCAACAUAGAGCCAGACAUCAAACGGCUCCUCAAAGUCGCCAUCUAGAUGGGAGCUGCUCAGUCUAGAGGUCUCCCACCGUUUCUGGUCCUCAGGGCUCAGUGUGCCCCCAGGAGACACAGGGGGACUGAAGCGCCCCCUCACUGAAGCGCCCCCUUCACUGAAGCGCCUUGCCUUCCCUGCCUGUUCCCUACAGCUCCCUCAAGACUCUAAGUCUGGGGUAGGCUCUGGGCCUUCACAGAAUGAUGGCACCUUCCUAAACCCUAUGGGAGAUGUCUGAGAAGUUGUGAAGGGCAGAGCCAGCCUCCUCUAGAGUCCAAUAAAGGGCAGGUGUGGAAAUGCCUGAGUGUCUGUAUCUUCCUUUCCAAAACUUUCAAGAAUCUUAUUUUAUUCUGUGUGCGUGUGCACAUGUGUGAGGUCAGGGGGCAACUUUGGGGAGUUGUUUCUCUCCUCCUACCUUGGGUUCCAGGGAUGGAACUCAGGUCAUUGGGCUUGUCUCACUGAGCCACCUGUGUCUUCUUUCUUAAGAGAGGUAGAAGGGGGUAAGAACUGUGGGUGCCAUGGAGGGGCUGGAACCACACUACAGUUUGGUAGAGUGCGGCUCUGAUCAAGGGGGUACCCCAAGCUACUGUCAGGACUAGAUGUGCAGUGACAGUUGGGGUUUCAGUAAAUGUGAAUCUAUCAUUUCAUGGCUCUUACAGAACCAAGUGAGAAGAGGAAGUAAUAAAGCGGUGUAAAGAGAAGAAAAAGAUAGCAGCCCCUUGGGCUGAGUACCCUGGCUGUUAGCCUUGAGCCAGGAAGACAUCUCAUCAUUGUGGGCCCUGAAAUAGUUAAACCUUAUCUGACAGCAUCUGCUGACAGCAGGGGUGGAAGUGCAGUGGCCAGGAACACAAAAGCACUUUAGCUCUUCUUGGUUACUUGCUAAAUGUGAAAUUUCUAAAGUUACAUUUUAUGUGUGUGAGUCUACAUACGUGCUGUGGCAUGUGGAGGUCAGAGGGCAGCCUGCAGUCUCCCUCCACCAGGUGGGCUUCAGGGACUGAAAUCAGAUCGUCAGGCUUAGAGACACAGAAGUUCGUGUUCCACCUUAGUUCUUCUCGAGCUCAGACACUCACAAAUCCAGGCACAAGGCAAACGAACGGAGGCAUGGAUGAGUGAUUGGGUUGUUGUCUUCUUUCAUGA